Clupea harengus (Atlantic herring) is the source of this 3262-nucleotide messenger RNA. RefSeq names its product crumbs cell polarity complex component 3a (gene crb3a). NCBI's taxonomy places the organism in Eukaryota, Metazoa, Chordata, Actinopteri, Clupeiformes, Clupeidae. The record is from RefSeq and is a predicted model, not a curated record.
UGUAUCAUCGGCAGUUUAACGGAAGUUUAUUUGGCAUUUAAUGUAAGUUAACUAUAUACCAGUUCAAAUAUGUUCCGAUCGAGUUGUCUAAUUUAACAACCGCAAGGCGGAAGCGGCAUCUCUUUAUAUCACACUAAAGGAUAACCAUCACCAUUGAAAUGAUCUAAUUCCACAUGAACAGGGACCAGGUGGCAAAGGCUGAUAUUAUUGAUCUGAGGACUGUUUCUGCAAGAAUGUCGUGGACCUGACAUUACUUUGACACAGAAACCCCGAGGACUGGUAGAAACUCUGAAAAUGACACGUGUGCCAGACACGAUUCCACAUUUUGGGCUGGUGGCAGGUGGGGUACUUCUGCUCUUCCUGAAGAACAGCCCUGCCAGAGCUGGCAAUGCUACGAUCACCACUGGUCCACUAAGAAACUCAAAUUCCACAAACUCCCCGGAUGUUGUGGCCAUUGUGGUUCCCACGGUGGUUUUGGGUCUACUAGCCGUCAUAACCGCAGUGUUGGUGUAUCUUUUCUGUGUGGUGCGGAAGAAGAGACAGACGGAGGGCACGUACCGCCCGAGCGCAGAGGAGCAGAGUGGAGUACGCAGCGUGGCAAUGCCCGACGUCCUCAAACUGCCCAAAGAGGAACGGCUGAUCUAAAACACUGGGAUUCUAAGCGCUGCCAGCCAGUGAUGUCCCUGUUUGCUUUCCACUGUGUCGGUAGCAGCUACUGGGUUACAGUGGAGUGCGACGGUGAACACCACAACGAGACAACUGUGCAUGGAUUAAGAAAUGGCGAUGUGAUGUCAUCAGACUGCUCACCGAUAAAGUGGAGAUGAACAGCUGCGGUAGAAGUGUACACUGUCGUCAUGCACCUCACAUGAUUUCCCAAGAGGCCACCUACAGAUGUGAUCUCACUCCUCAGUACAGCCUUACACAAAAAAGGAAGGAUCCAGGACCAACUUGUUUGGGCCAAAACCUCGUCACUUGACAGGAGGUGGAAAUCUGACAACAAGUGCAACACUGACCAGAACGAUAACAAAACACUUAACAGAAUGUACCCUAUGGGUAAAUUUAAGCUUGAAAGAGUGCAAGAGGGGAUUCUUGUGGGACCUAAGGGCCGAUACUUGGGAUUCUUGUGGCACUGACAAAACUAUUUAAAGUAGCUGUAGUAUCUGCUGCUAUAGUGAACUCUGAAAAUGCCUGCUUGAUGCAUGCACAACCUCAAAGCACAUCAAGUGUCGAUUAUAUGAUGACAUUUCAUGCUGGUUAUUGGGGAUAUGUGUUCAAUCUCAAAUUAGAGUUGUUGUCUCUUAGGCCUCCACUUUCUGUCAUGGGCUUGAUUGGGCCUGUUUAUUUACUGCAGUUUGACAUUACUGCGACUAUGAGUUGGAAACACUGGAACUAGAAUAAGAGUACACUACUAGGACAAGAGCAAAUGGUUCAAAGGUGGUUUUUUUAGAGAUGUGAUUGUUGUUUAAGUUAUAUAUGUGAUACUAACGGUCGUCAUAGUAAUGGGAAUCUCACUGGCAAGUUUUAUGCAUCAUUAUUUGAAUGCAGAAAUAUGAUUGUUUACACUUGAAUUGUUGUACCAUUCAUUUCAAUCAGGCAUUUCAUGAAGACAAUCAGUAUAUGCGCAAAAAUGUGCAGUUUACUUUUAAUACUAAAAUGACAUGGUUUAGGAAUAACUGUCACACUUUAAUUUAUUCAUCUGUAAUUAUAAUGUGGUCUCCAUGUAAUCUGUGAGUGUUAUAUUAAAAUAGUCAUUUUUAUCAAAAUAUGUUCCCAUUUACAGUAUGUUCAGCCAACUACUUUAUAAAUAGGACAUUUUAGUUUUUUUUUUUCUGUGGUUUUGGACCUUUGGGUGAUGUCUGGUUUGUUUGCUAAACAUCAUACAGCUUCUAAAUAUAUCUGUCAUGUCAGACCCGUCCUGUUAAUGACUGAUAGUGAGAUAUUUUUGUCUCUUCUGUUUUGUACUUUUGAGGAGUGCAGAACGUUUUAGUUAAUCAAGUGGGUAAUUGAUGUGAUCCAGAUCCUGCUUGGCGUUACUGGUGGGACAGCUAUAAUAUGCACCUAUGGUACCUUAAAAUAAAACAUCAACUUACAAUCAGAAUAUAUUAUAUAGCAACCCAGUGAUGUGAUGGAUCUACAUGAUAGAUGUUGUACAGCUCCAUCUAGUGGUGAGUUUAAGGAAUUUCAUCUCGGCUCCUAGUAACCUAUUAUACUAGAACUAAAAUAUGAAUUACUGUAUGAAUCUGUAAUCGGAUCUGUUCCGGUAGUUUAUGCAAAUAAUGUUCUUGGGUAAAUUGAAGUUGAUGAUUGCAACAGUUAGUGGAGAUACAGUUUUUCUUAGUCGCUUUGGUACAUUUCUCAAAUCAUCCUUAACAUUUUCAAAACAGGGCAUUUAUUGAAACAAUUCGUCUCCUUAGUAUUCAUUUUUAGCAGUUGAAUGUCUUUUUAGUUUUACAAGGCUCCAAGUGAACGUAGCGGGAUGCAGAAAAUCCUUUUAGAGACUGGACGGCGGCAACAAACACAAAAUGGGACAAUCUGAAUGCCACAUCAUUUCUUUGAUAACCAAGUAAUGUUAGCCAUUAGCAAUGGUCAUAGGCAUUUCAUUCAUUCAGAAAAGAACUUUGCUAUUAUUAUAUUAUAUUUGCGUUAUUUUGCAAGAUAUUUCUUACAACGCCCCUUCCAUUCUCAUUAAUGAGAUCCCUGUGGAUGAUUUUGAUGAAGGUAAGUAUUUGUGUUCUAUAAAGCCCAAUGGUAGAAAUAUGAUUGAACACAUUGUUCUCUUAUAUAGUAUCACACUGUUGCUGGAUUUCCCCCUCAUGCUGGCCUGGCACAUCCACUCUGGUAUGGUGGCCUAUUAGGUUUUACACUCAUUGUUUGCCUUUGAACAAUCUGAAUGACCUGUAACUUGGCAAACAUUCCAAAAAUACCACGUCACUGAAACUGAUGAAGCAUAUGGUUGACACAUAACUGGUUUAUGCCAUUUGCAUGUCAAGACUUACACAACAGAUACCUAAGAUUCUUUGGGGGGUGACACUAAACCGCAGACGAUUGUACAUACCCUUUUGCAUAAAUGUGCAAAGGCAUUUACAAAAUGUUCAAAAGAAUGAGAAAUUGCUGUUAUGGCGAAGUGAGAUGAUGAUGUGGAGGUAGAACAAACAGUUUUGAAAAUUUCUGUUCUGAUCUGAGGAAAAAUUGUAAUGGUGUAAUUAUAUUUAUUUUAUUAUAUAACUAAAUCAACAUAAAUAAAAACACGCAAAGCUUUGUU